Messenger RNA from Nematolebias whitei (Rio pearlfish), 1800 nucleotides. It is a transcript of the gene acadm, whose product is annotated as acyl-CoA dehydrogenase medium chain. The record is from RefSeq and is a predicted model, not a curated record. Gene Ontology annotation, biological process: medium-chain fatty acid catabolic process; fatty acid beta-oxidation. Gene Ontology annotation, cellular component: mitochondrion. Gene Ontology annotation, molecular function: medium-chain fatty acyl-CoA dehydrogenase activity; flavin adenine dinucleotide binding. NCBI's taxonomy places the organism in Eukaryota, Metazoa, Chordata, Actinopteri, Cyprinodontiformes, Rivulidae. The transcript has 12 exons. Bases 43 to 1311 code for a protein of 422 amino acids.
GUUAGUGAUCGUUUCUGUUUCUGCUGCGUCUUUGACAUAAAAAUGUUGCUCAAUAAGGUCUUCAGAGCCGGACUUCGGUCUGGGAUUCGUCUGCAGAGCUCCAGUGCCACCGCAGCUACAGCUGCUUCCAGCAGUCCCGCAGGGUCCCCCGGCUACUCGUUUGAGCUGACCGAUCAGCAGAAGGAGUUCCAGCAGCUGGCGAGGAAGUUUGCUCGUGAAGAGAUGAUCCCUGUUGCAGCUGCUUACGACAGGAGCGGUGAAUACCCGUUCCCCGUCAUUAAGAAAGCCUGGGAGCUGGGCUUGGUGAACGGCCACAUCCCACAGGAGUACGGUGGGCUGGGCUUGUCGAUCUUCGACUCGUGCCUCAUCACGGAGGAGUUGGCGUACGCCUGCACUGGAAUGCAGACCGCCAUCGAGGCCAACUCUCUGGGACAAAUGCCCGUUAUUCUUGCUGGCAACGAGGCCCAGAAGAAGAAGUACCUGGGGAGGAUGACGGAGGAGCCGCUCAUGUGUGCGUACUGCGUUACUGAACCCGGGGCGGGUUCUGACGUGGCCGGCAUAAAGACCCGAGCGGUGAAGACGGGCGACGAGUACGUCGUCAACGGGCAGAAGAUGUGGAUUACCAACGGAGGGAAAGCUAACUGGUACUUCCUCCUUGCCCGCACCAACGCCGACCCCAAAUGUCCGGCUAGCAAAGCUUUUACCGGCUUCAUUGUGGAUGCAGACACUCCAGGAGUCCAAGCAGGAAGGAAGGAGAUGAACAUGGGUCAGAGGUGCUCCGACACCAGAGGCAUCACGUUUGAAGACGUCAGGAUACCGAAGGAGAACGUCCUGAUCGCAGAAGGAGCUGGAUUCAAAAUCGCCAUGGGAGCCUUUGACAACACCAGACCCCCGGUCGCAGCGGGCGCCGUAGGUUUGGGGCAGAGGGCUCUUGAUGAAGCCACCAACUACGCCUUGGAGAGGAAGACGUUCGGCAGAGCCAUCGCUGAGCAUCAAGCCGUAUCGUUCCUCCUGGCUGAGAUGGCCAUCAAGGUGGAACUGGCCCGGAUGGCGUACCAGCGGUCGGCCUGGGAGCGGGACCAGGGUCGCAGGAACACCUACUUUGCCUCCAUCGCAAAAGCGUUCGCAGGAGACAUCGCCAACCAGGUGGCUUCUGAUGCCGUUCAGAUUUUUGGAGGCAACGGGUUCAACAGCGACUAUCCCGUGGAGAAGCUGAUGAGGGACGCCAAGAUCUACCAGAUCUACGAAGGCACAGCUCAGAUCCAGAGGCUCAUCAUCGCCAGAGAACACCUGGGGAAAUACAAGAAAUGAGCCCGACUCCUCGUCUUCAACGAAUCGUGAUGUACAUAACGUGAAGCCGUCCGCCUGAACUCAAGCUGUAGAUGUUUGCCUUAAAAAUGCUCAUUUUUAUCUGGAAUGUGAAAAUGGAGAGCGCCUUCUUAAAUCACCAUGAAAGGAAAGUCUUGUUGUAGCUGCAGGAGUUCCUCUCAUCGUAGGAUAAAGUUCAGUUUCAUGAUUUAACAUCUUUGUUUCACUGCUGAAGGUACGUGAGUGACUUGUACAGAAUGAGACACGAGUUCAAAUGUUCGUUUUAGGAAUUUCUUUUUCGCACUCAUGCCUUGAUCAAGUUAACAUCCAGCUCCGCCUGUUGAAAAGCUCAAACCUGUAAAAACGAUGUUUAAAUGUAAUUUUCAGGAGGAAUCUGCAGCUCGUCUGCUUUUCUACACGACCUGAUACCGGUUCUGUAUUCCACGUCUUCAGACUUGGUCGGUGAUGUUUGUGAAUUUUAUGAGCUUGUUU